Trematosphaeria pertusa is the source of this 981-nucleotide messenger RNA. RefSeq lists its product as uncharacterized. The transcript has a single exon. The record is from RefSeq and is a predicted model, not a curated record. The coding region runs from base 1 to 981 and encodes 326 amino acids. Lineage: Eukaryota; Fungi; Ascomycota; Dothideomycetes; Pleosporales; Trematosphaeriaceae.
AUGCCGUCCCAUCCGUCCAGGAUCCCUGUCAGGGAGUCACGCAGAAACGCAGACUCUCUCUCCUUGGACGUCAGCGCUCAGUCUACUCCCACCACGACUGAUCCGACAGACACGCGCCGCCAUGCCAUCUGCGGCACUCCACCCGGCGCCGAAAGCCUCCGGGGCCUGGAAACCGCAGGAGAAGAGCAGCAGCAGCACGUCGACGUCGACGUCGAUAGCACGUUCGUCGCCCAGGAGUGGGACGACGACGCGAGGAAGCUGACGCCGGAGGAGAUCAGCCAGCUGGGAGAGGGAGAGGGAGAGGGAGAGGGAGGACAACAGGGGACUGAAGGCCCCGUAGCUGUGUCCGCCCUCGCCGGCUUCGACAGCCCUACCGAGGUCGCUCAGCAGAGACAGCCAGCGGCGGCCCGCAGGUUCAGCUGGACCACUGGGGACACGGCGCUUUUCUGCAUCCGCAGGCUCACACCCGCCAGCGGUGGCAGUGGCAGCUCUACAUCCAGUAGUAGCAGUGGUAGUAGCGGUGAUGAAACACUGCCUGAAGACGUCCCGCUCCCGCCGUCGCCAGUCGACUCUCUGCUCAGCAGCUCGCAGGCGCAAGACCAUCUCUCCACUCUCUCCUCCUCCUCCACCGCCGUCGAGGACCAGCACGCCCCACCACCCCCCGAAUCCACGCACUCCAACCUCUCUGGCUCCACGCUCGUCGACGACAGCGGCGGCGCCAUCGAGGACACCUCAACGGCGGGGAACCCCUCCGUUGCUGCUCAGCCCUCGACGCCGCUGACGCCGCUGACGCCGCUGCGGCGACGGGCACUCAGCGAGUCGGCGCUGCCAUCCGCUACCCAUUCCGGCGUCGGCACUGUUGUGAGCGAGCAGCCACCACAGCGUGAGGCGACUACGGCGUACGAGACUGCGCCGAGGAGGCGGGUGGAGAGGAGGCGGAGGGUAUUAGGGUUGAGGAAUUUGUUUCUUUGUGGGCGGUAG